This is a messenger RNA of Helobdella robusta, 647 nucleotides long. RefSeq lists its product as hypothetical. Gene Ontology annotation, biological process: mRNA splicing, via spliceosome. The transcript is spliced from 6 exons. Lineage: Eukaryota; Metazoa; Annelida; Clitellata; Rhynchobdellida; Glossiphoniidae. Gene Ontology annotation, molecular function: RNA binding. The record is from RefSeq and is a predicted model, not a curated record. Gene Ontology annotation, cellular component: U4/U6 x U5 tri-snRNP complex; precatalytic spliceosome; U6 snRNP. Bases 34 to 324 code for a protein of 96 amino acids.
UUUUUUAUACUAACUCCGGAAAGUUAGAGAGCUAUGUCGACCACUUUGGAAUCUAUUGUCAAUCACAUGGUGUCAAUAAUAACGAGUGACGGCCGAGUCAUCGUGGGCAUGUUAAAAGGUUACGACCAGCUGAUCAACUUGAUUCUAGAUGAUAGUUAUGAGAGAGUCUAUAGUUCUACACAAGGUGUCGAGCAAGUCCUGCUUGGUUUAUACAUCGUUCGUGGGGACAAUGUGGCAGUCAUAGGAGAAGUUGAUGAGGAUGUCGAAAAAAAUUUGGACUUUCCGUCAAUCAGGGCUGAGCCUCUGAACCCAAUAACUCACUAAUCUACACAUCUUCCCACACACAUACACUAUGUAUGUAUGUAUGUAUGCACGUUUGUAUGUGUGUUUGCAUGUUUAGUAUGGCUGUAUGCUGUUUAAUACUGUCGUCACCUUAUUAUUAUUCUAAAUUAUUAUAUGGUAGAAAGAUUUAUGCCAGACAUUUUUGUUUGUUUAAUUACUAAUUAUGGUAUUUAAUAUUAAUAAUCAUAAUAAUAAUAACAAAUAGCAACAAUAGUACAAAUGUCUGGUUAUAUAAAAUUACGGUAAAACAUAAACAAAUAUACAUACACAUAAACAUACACUCACACAUACAAACAUACUUUAUA